CAUUCCAAAAACGGUCAAAGCGGCGAGUCAUAUGACUCUUAGAUAAAAUUACUAAUUAUACAUGUUCAAGAUUGUGACGACACUGAAGAAAGUAGAAAGCCAAGAUGACCAGACAGUUUGUUUUCGCUUCUUUCCGUUCGCGAGAGUCACUUCUUUCCUGGUCCGUCAAUUGCGAUUGAUCUCUUGGUGAUACAAAGUCACGUGGUAUGGAAACUGAAGAACAUAGUAGUAGCCAUGUUUACGACGACGAGGAAGACGAAGAGCUCUUUAUGUUGAUACAAGAGUCGAGCGGAAAAGAAGGAGACGUGAUCGAGAGAUUCCCUGUUCGCAAUAUUUGGUACCUCGUCGGCGCAGGACUCGUGGUAUUAGCAGCGUCUUCGUUUUUUACCGAUCAGGUUGAAAUAAAAUUUGAUUCGCGGCUAGAGGACGUUGAAAAGAAGAAUCUAUCUGCUGUGGACGAUGCUCGGGUCGAAAACGAAUCGGAUAUUGGCAACGAUAGCGGAUACGGGACUGUGGACGUCAAAGCAGACUUGCAUGGCAAAUCCAACGCGCUCGAUGAUUCGAACAAAAGCGCUAGCACAAAUUUCGCUGAACAUUCCGUGUCCAUAAAUGAUGUGGAAGAUUUUUAUGCCUCCAUCGAGCCUGGCUUGAAACCCCGUUUCAAUGUGCUCUCCCCAUCUUAUAUUCCGCGAGGCCAGCCGCUUGCGCAGGAAAAGCGAAAUGAAAUCAAAACGAAGUGGGGGUCUUGGACCCUUGUCGACGAAGUGAGCCGGCCGGAGGAAGAUUUUUUUGCACGGUAUCCUUAUCGCGAUGUCCCGAGGAAUGAUUUUCCAAGUAACGCCUGGCAAGUGGACGUCGCAUAUUUAUCGCGAUUUCUGCCAGAAGCUGAGGCCUUAGUGACGAGGUCGAUGGAAGCGAUUCUCGCGGAAUUGGCCCAUUCUCCAAUAGAAGAGCCAGGUAUGACAAUAGAGGAACGCUCCAAACUCUUCGAACUUGAACAGACUGAUCAUGAUAUCAAGUUGAAAAACGUCAUGUUUGAUGGAUGCGGCUACACUUCUCCAGAUAGUGAAGGUUUGCUAGCGAGACGCAUAUUACACGCCGUCAUGACCGAAGAUAAUUUUAAUUUUGUGAUGGGAGGCCAUUCCGCUGCUGCUGGGCAUGGCAACAACUUUCAGCAAUCCUACACAUUGCAGUUUCAACGUAUUUUAGAACCCAUCUUGGCACGGUUGGGUGUACGACUACAAGCACAUAAUUUUGGUAUGGGGGGACUAGGCACGAGCCAAAACGCAAUGGCCGCCAGAGACCUUUACGGCAAUGAGAUCGAUAUUUUAAUGUGGGAUUCUGGUAUGACAGAGAAAUCGAAUUGGCACCAGAACUUGUUCGUCCAGCAGAGUCUACUGGGAGCCGAGGGGCGUGUUCCGAUGCUGUGGAACACUGCCAAUCUAUUUACCUACCACGAUGAACUAGGUGUGGAUAUCAUGCAGGUUGGGGGGUUCUGGAAAGUGGGAGAUAAAUAUUUGCCACUUUCAGACGACCCAGUCCAGGUCAAAGGGCUUCCUUACGCAGUGCAGUACCUGAAGCCGUCUUCUGGAAUGCAAGGUGAAACUCGAGCUAACCGUUACAAUGGUACGUGUUGGAUCGAUCGACCAGAUAUCGAUCCGCCUACUAAGCAAGCCGACUUCCCCGGGGGUCGAGCGAGCUGGCAUCCGGGCAACCGUGAACAUCAAUACGCAAGCCGUCUGAUGUUGUUUCAGGUGCUGAAGGCUUUGCAAAAGGCUAUUCACAUUUGGCGAGAUGCAGACGACUUUGCCUUGCCUGACAAGGCUUGGCACAUGGGCGAACAUUACGACUCCAUCAAAUCCAAGCUGCAAUCGUGGAACAAUACAGCCUGCAAAGCGAAUGCCGUUCUGCCACCUCGAUGGUGCGAAGUGGCUUUUCAAGGGCGAUCCGAAUACCUUCCACGGGCCAAUCCAAGCGAAACUAGCAUUCGGUCGUUGGUUAAAGAGAGUAUGACAAUACCGGAAGUGAAACGCAACUUGUACGAUCCUCCGGAUGUUUGGAUGCCCGUGCUGGAUCCUCCUGAUGGAGACAUCGAUGUGCUGUCAAUAGUCGAAAAUGGGGUUGAAUUCGCUGCCAAUCGUCAGCGCAUAAAACAUGCUCUAGACUAUAUUCAAAAGUCGAAACAUCGGGUCGCUUUGUUGAACAACAAUUCUGAAAUCGUACCUGGAAAGGGAUGGUACUCUCACACAAAGUCGGCUCCCGACAACUGCGAUGGAACUUACGAUUCCUUUUGCGGGCAUUCUGCGGAUGAACGGUGCCUUUUGAUAGGUCAUAACGACGACCGCGGAGGGCUGACGUACAAUAGCUUGAGUGGCUGGCUAAUUCUGAACAUCGAAAAUGUCCGUGAAGGGAUCAUUGCCAUUAAGGUGUUUGCAAACGCUGACAACCCCUUGACGAAAGGGUGGUGCUCCGUGAACAAUGAAGAACCGUGCACAGGCACUGAAGUCAACAGCGGAGUAGAGGACAAUCCUAGCGAUCGGCGCCUGGUCGAUGCUCCACUGUGUGAGGACUUUCGGUUCGAGUUCGCCAUUGAUGGUGAAAUAACGAGUUGGACGAGAGUCGAAUGGGAAGAGAAAAAGAUGAACGUUGACCGGGUUGUUGCCGUAUGGACUCUACUGGAUGAUCCCGGCUUUUCCAACGGUAGUUCUGUUGAUGUGGAGUUAGCGAUUCGAAUGAUGGGUUGCGACCAAAAAACAACGCAUGACUUAACCCAUGUGUACUGGGCAUAGGAUGUAUCGUCUCUCUCUAGACCCUUACACCCAACCCAAACUACCGACGAUCUCCUAACUUUAAAGUAGGAGUAUAGGCCAUGCGCAGCACCAG
Molecule: messenger RNA, 2883 nt
Organism: Phaeodactylum tricornutum CCAP 1055/1
Lineage: Eukaryota; Bacillariophyta; Bacillariophyceae; Surirellales; Neidiaceae
Exons: 3
Coding region: 207-2789 (860 amino acids)
Source: RefSeq, a predicted model, not a curated record